UUUCUUCCGAUUCUGUCCACAAACGUUUCCGGGGCCGUAACCCUCGCUAGCUUGGUGAAGCAAUGGCAUUGUAUAUUCGCAAAGAGAGGAGCUUUCCAAGUUCCUGAGAGUACCCGUCAUUCAAUAGCGACAUGUUCUCACAAGUGUUUGAUAAAAGAAACUAAGCUUCUCUGUGGAACACUUUUCCUCUCCGCCCCCGAAAAGGCCGUCAUCUGGAAUGCAGCUGAAGACCCAGCAGCAGCUGCCGCUGUAAGCUGGCGGGAAGGAGAAUGCCUGACAGAGAGAAAAUAUUCCCAUAUUUCGGUCGGCUGCCUCGGCAAGAGAGCUGAGUGAGCCCCAGCAAAACUGGACGGGGGAGGAAGACCCGGAGCAGAGGCCGCCAGAGUUGCUCCUCUUCUUGGCCCACAGAGGCCAGCAUCGGGGAGAAUGGCCUGAACCCGAAGUGAACUCCUAGAACAAAGCGAGAAGAGACCAGGAAAAGAAAUCCAUUCAUCCAUAUUGGGCAUCGGAACAGGAAAGGCUGGAUUUCCUGUUGCUUUUGUGGACGGCACUGCGACCUGCAUCGCAUUUCCAGUCCAGGCCUGCUCGGGAGGGAUAACUGCCGUCCCGGCGUGGAGUUAAGCGAAUUACUCGGAGCAUCUGGACUUUCUCCCUGGAAAUCGGAAGGGCGGCUCUGGGCUGUCCUUGGAAAACGCACAAAGAGGACGGCCUUCGGGAGCCCGGAACCGGCUCCGACAGAAAAGGCCUUUCCGUGAGUGCGCUGAGAGCAUUGCUUUCGAGACCAACCACAAACACUCCAAAGUCCUUCACGGUUCGGGUUCUCCGUGGUACUUGAAGGUCCUGAUCCACAUGCCUGCGCUCCGAGAUCAGCCACUGGGGCUCUGAAACAGGGACCUACAUCAUCAAAGGCUCACUGGGGGAAGAGAGAUGAUGGCUGCCCAGCUCUCGGAGCUGGAGGAGGCCAUCGAGACGCUGGUGAAGAACUACGACAAGUACGCCAGCAAGGGCUUCUGUCGAAGGAAGCGCGGGAUCAACAAGGGCAGCUUCCAGAAGAUGCUGAGCCAGGAGCUCCACCACAUGCUGACGGACACAGAGAACAAGCAAGCGGUCGACCAAAUGAGGCAAAGCUGCGAUAAGAAUCAAGACGGGCUGAUCGGCUUCGAGGAGUACUGGCACUUAAUGGGCACAAUCGCCAACUCCCUCUUGUUCACAAUGGAAGAGCUGGAGGAGAACGCAGAGAAGUAACACGCAUGAGGGGACCAAGAUCUCCGCUGCCACGCCCCUUCCGGACUUCCUGUUCCUCCCUGGAGAGCUGCUGCCAGUCUGAGUAGACAAUGCUGACUUUGAUGGACCAAAGGUCUGAUUCAGUACGAGGCAGCUCCAUGUGUUCAUGUGCGUUUACUCUCACCACAGUCCAAUCCAACAAAGGCCACCCUUCCAGCUCCCCCUGCUGGCUGGAAUGGGUCCUACAUAUGCCACCUGCUGGCGUUUCCGCUGUUCCUCCUGACCCUGGUGUUGUGUCUGAGGAGGCCGGGAAUGGGGAUGUGGCUUUUAAACGGCCCAUCUCCUCCCUCUUUGGGAGAACACUGAAGGAUACGGCAAAUGGGUGAGGUGCAGUUGUGGGUAAAUACAUCAGGAAAGCACAGCAGCUCUGAAAGUGCAUUAGAAUAAAAUCUAGA
Gekko japonicus is the source of this 1679-nucleotide messenger RNA. Its product is annotated as protein S100-A16-like. Bases 928 to 1245 code for a protein of 105 amino acids. The record is from RefSeq and is a predicted model, not a curated record. Gene Ontology annotation, cellular component: perinuclear region of cytoplasm. The transcript is spliced from 5 exons. NCBI's taxonomy places the organism in Eukaryota, Metazoa, Chordata, Lepidosauria, Squamata, Gekkonidae. Gene Ontology annotation, molecular function: calcium ion binding.